GUUGUACAGCUUGGUGGUCCUUUUGGUUGGGUUCAGCACAAUAUGUCCAGGGGCUCGGAACAUCGACAACAGUUCUUGUUUAACAAUGAAUUAGUUGCUCAGAUGUUGCCAAGUGGGCUUGUUUCCUUCAAUCGUCAGAUAGGCGGUCUUAAUCCGGAGAAACCCUUAAAGAAUAAGUUCCUCUACGACACCGUUAAUGGCACAGUUUAUAAAGUGCUCUCGGCGCGUCGCAAGGGUUUUAACGAGGCUCGUUUCUAUGCUGAGGUGUUUGCUCCUGAAAACGCUACUGACGCCGUGCUCAGUCGUCUGAAGGCCUUUUUGCCUGCUUAUCGUGGUCUCUUUCACCAACCGAGCUCUGGGAACUUCCUGGUGGCAAUGGCAGAUAUGCAAUGGGAGAUGGAGCAGCCUAACGCGAUGGACAUCAAAUUGGGACGUCAGAGCUACGGUCCUUUGGCCCCGGCCGAGAAAAUGGUCAUGGAACAAGCGAAGUAUCCAUGGCGGCGUCAGUUGGGUUUCUUCAUCACUGGAUUUAGGGUGGACGGUGCCUUCUAUGACCGUCUCUAUGGAAAGGCACUAUCUCCUUCAACGAUCUAUGAAAAAGGCAUAUGCUUAUUUCUCGAUGGGAAAGGCGAUGAAAACGUUAUGUAUCGCCGGAGCACCCUAGCGUAUGCGUUCGCAGAACGUCUGAAACAUCUGAUCGAGUGGUUCGAAGCGCAGACACUUUAUCGUUUCGUGGCCUCCUCACUCUUCCUCUGCUACGAUUGGUCCUCCCCAAGGUCGGCUGCUGAUCUUGCCUUUCCUAGUCAUCGGUUUUUGCGUCUCCACCUCAUCGAUUUUGCACGCUGGUUCAAGGUUUCCGACCUCAAUGUCGAUUCCUCCCAUGAUGAUAACUGUUUGCAUGGUCUGUACAAACUCCAAAGUUGCUUUCACCGUGCGUGUUCAGAGGCGUCAAGCAAACAGACUUCUGAGGCUGAUUUCUGCGUUCUCGACGUCUAG
Messenger RNA from Hydatigera taeniaeformis, 996 nucleotides. The record is from the annotation of a GenBank genome assembly. NCBI's taxonomy places the organism in Eukaryota, Metazoa, Platyhelminthes, Cestoda, Cyclophyllidea, Taeniidae.